UCGUUUAGCAAACAAAGUCCUUUUAUUUUAUUUUUGGGUUAAAAUAUUGAGAUUCUACAGAAAAUGAAGACAACAUUUUUCUUUCUAGUUCUUGCAGUUCUUGUUUCAUCAUGUGUAUUAAAUAUUAUGGCACAAUCUAUUUUGGAAGAAAAAACUCCCCUUCCCAUUCCUCCACUAAGCUCUGAUAUUGAUCCAACUGACGAACAUGUUGGACACUCUCCUGAUGACAUGAAAAUUCUUUUUUGCCAACAAUGUGCAUAUCACUGUGUUGAAAAAAAGAAAAAUAUAUUUAGUUGUGACAAUUCAAUUUGUCGCUGUACCUUUGAAGACAUUUUGUAAGAUAUUCUAUUUGUAGAAUAAUCUAGAAAAUAAAUGAA
Molecule: messenger RNA, 377 nt
Organism: Camelina sativa (false flax)
Lineage: Eukaryota; Viridiplantae; Streptophyta; Magnoliopsida; Brassicales; Brassicaceae
Product: putative defensin-like protein 221
Source: RefSeq, a predicted model, not a curated record